This is a messenger RNA of Penaeus chinensis, 2082 nucleotides long. Its product is annotated as DNA primase large subunit-like. The transcript has 10 exons. Gene Ontology annotation, biological process: DNA replication, synthesis of primer. Lineage: Eukaryota; Metazoa; Arthropoda; Malacostraca; Decapoda; Penaeidae. The coding region runs from base 150 to 1766 and encodes 538 amino acids. Gene Ontology annotation, cellular component: alpha DNA polymerase:primase complex. The record is from RefSeq and is a predicted model, not a curated record.
GUAAUGUAAGAUUUGUGUGGAUCUUCUUUCGGCCGAGGAACGAGAGGCAGACGUUGACCGCAAGUAAACACAAGUUUGGCGCGAAAAGAAUCGUCCGUCAUUUGAGACCUCAGCCCUUGCUCCCGUAUUAGAUCUUAAGCAAUAUCAAGAUGCAGUUUGGAGGGCGUAGAGUGAAGCGGAGCCGCAGAGUUGAGGUUGAGACAUCUUACCCAUGCAGCCUUCAGUUUUACUCAAACCCACCAUCUGGCAAUAUUUCCCUCAUGGAAUUUGAUGAAAUGGCAGUUGAGAGGUUGAAAGUACUGCGAACAGUUGAGCGAUUAAACCUCAGUGGCCAGGUGAAGAGCUCAGAUGAAUGGAUGAACAAAUUGUAUGAUGAUUUUGUCAAACAUAAAUAUUUUAUACUUAAUGCUGAGAAAAACCUGGACAAGAAACGAGCUGAUGUGGAGGCAGCCAGGAGACGGGAUCAUAUCUCACAUUUCAUUCUAAGGUUGGCUUACUGCCGUACUGAGGAGCUUCGCCGAUGGUUUAUUGCACAUGAGUCAGACCUGUUUCGAGCUCGAUUCAUACACUGCUCACGGAAUGGCUCAGAUAUUAAGAACUUCAUGUUAUGUAAUAACCUCCAUUUUACACCAAUAUCAAUGGAGGAAAUGCAGAGUGAACGUGAAAACCUGAUGAAUGGCACAUACAACAUUAGUGGUGUGGAUCAGAUGGAAGGACGUACAUUCUUCAAGGUACCUUUCACAGAGGCCCUUGAGCUAGUCCGAUCCAGAAAAGUAUACUUAAAAGGAGGCUUUGCCUAUGUUCCUGACACGGACUUGGUCACGUUGGUCACUACCUGCUUCAGGGCCAACCUCUCGCAGGCUCUUGCUAUGACAAAUAGAGCUUUACCUGAACUAGAGGACGAUGAAAGGUUAAUGCGACUCCUUCAAGACUUUGACAAGCGGUACACAGGCAGUGAUUAUUCCCAGAAGAAGGGUGGAGAAAAACACCGCAUCACCCCAGACAUGAUUGACCAGCUGGCGGCAACAUCAUUCCCGUUGUGCAUGAGACAGUUGAAUGACACACUGAGAACCACACACCACCUGCGGCAUGGAGGUCGAGUCACCUAUGGUCUAUUCCUGAAGGCAGCAGGAUUGAGUCUGGAAGAUGCCUUGUACUUCUGGCGAUCACAUUUUACCAAAAACAUGGAUGUCGAUAAGUUUGACAAGCAGUAUGCCUACAACAUUCGUUUCAACUACGGAAAGGAAGGAAAGAGAACUGACUACACACCUUACAGCUGUAUGAAAAUUAUCAUGACUAGCAUUGGCCCAGGGGAUGCUCAUGGGUGUCCAUUCAAGCACACAGACGCUCAGAUAUUAAGGCAGAGACUGUCAAAUUUCAAGGUUUCACAGCAAGCUGUUAAUGAGAUAAUGGAUCUGGUGAACAAGUGCCACUACCAGAUUGCCUGCCAGAAGUAUUGGGAGGUCACUCACAAUGCCACUCUGGAGACGGGCAUCAAUCAUCCAAACCAGUAUUUUGAGGAGAGCCAGAAAGUAAUCCAUGGAACAGCACCACAGAGUCAAGGCAAGAAGGUGUCGCAGGUCAAAACAAACCGGUCAGUCAUGUACUCUUCCCAGUCUGUACAAUCCACACAGGCUUCCAUAGAGGCAACACAAACUUCUACCCAGUCUACUCAGAAUACCAGCACCACAGACAUGGACUCCAUGCUGUUUGAUGAUGAAAUGGAUUCAGUUCUUGAACAAUACAUGGAGACAACACAGUCAUGAGAUAACCUUUACAUUCUGUGUUUCAAAAAAAUAUUUUGUAAUUCAAAAGAAGCAAUUAGAGGUGAAGGAAGAUGAGCCACCUUUUGGAAAGUCAUUACAUGAGUAUACAGUGUAUAUAUUUUUUGUGUUAGAAUAUUAGUUUUUCCAUUUGUAUCUUAAAAAACAUACAGAAUUUUCUCUGCUAGUUUGUAUUAUUUGGUGACAAUUCUUUCUAGUAGUUCCUUCAUACCUUCUCUUUAUAUAGUGGUAUUCACAUGGUAUAAUUAUUUUAUGAUAUACAGAAGUUUUGUAAGGCAUUAAAGUUCAUAUUAAAUUA